Messenger RNA from Effrenium voratum, 237 nucleotides. Lineage: Eukaryota; Dinophyceae; Suessiales; Symbiodiniaceae. The record is from the annotation of a GenBank genome assembly.
AUGCUGCCGGAGCUCAUCUACUUCCUCACGGAGCUGGCCCUGGCUUCGGAGGACGUGUUGGCGGGAGGCUCCGUCUAUGAGGGCAGCGGCGGCACCCGCAAGAGCAACCUCUUCCUGGCGAAGAUCACCCGGCCCAUCUACAACGUGGUGUUCGAGGCGGGCAAAUCUGCCGAGAUGGCAAGCUCCGGGGGCAAAACUUUGGUUCACUUUCGGGUCAGGCUUUUGGAGUGUCAGUAG